CAGCAGGGGGCGCAAACGCACAGCGGCCGUCCAAUAAGCUCCGCCAGAAACCAAAAUUUCCCAGGAUCCCCCGCGUCGCAGAAUACUGUCCAGUCAUUGUGAUCCAGUGAAAGUCCGGUUCGGUUUGCAGACCCUUCCAGAACCUGACAGUUUGUUCUCCAGCACCAUGAAGGAAACGUCGGCAAAGCGGCGCGACAAGGCGGGAAGCCGGGACAAGGCCGACAAGUCCCGGGAGGCGAAGGGGCCGAAGGACGCGGCUCCGCAGGACGUGGAGAUGCCCGAGGAGGAGGCGAAGCAGCCCCGGGAGCUGGACAGCCUGACCCUGGAGGAUAUCAAGGAGCACGUGAAGCAGAUCGAAAAGGCCGUGUCCGGGAAGGAGCCCCGCUUCGUGCUGCGCGCUCUGAGGGCGCUGCCGUCCACCAGCCGCCGCCUCAACGCCAACGUGCUUCACAAGAGCGUGUGUGGCUUCUUCACCAGCAGCGCCGCCACCAGAGACUUCCUGCUGGGCUUCCUCGAGGAGCCCAUGGAGGUGGCAGACGGAGACAUCCAGUUCCGGCCCCGGACCGGGAAGGCGGCGGCUUCUCCUCUGCUGCCUGAGGUGGAGGCGUACCUGCAGCUGCUGCUGGUGGUGCACCUGACCAACAACAAGAGAUACGCCGAGGCUCAGAGGGCGUCCGACAACCUCAUGCAGAAGAUCAGCUCAAAGAAAAGCCGGGCUUUGGACCUGAUUGCUGCCAAGUGCUACUACCACCACGCCAGAGUCUACGAGUUCCUGCAGCAGCUGCACACCAUACGCAGCUUCCUGCACGGCCGGCUGCGCACGGCGACGCUGCGGCAUGACGCAGACGGCCAGGCGGUGCUACUGAACCUGCUGUUGAGGAACUACCUCCACUUCAGCCUGUACGACCAGGCGGAGAAGCUCGUGUCCAAGUCCGUCUUCCCGGAGCUCGCCAAUAACAACGAGUGGGCCCGCUACCUCUACUACACAGGGAGGAUCAAAGCCAUCCAGCUGGAGUACUCGGAGGCUCGCCGCACGCUGACCAACGCCCUGAGGAAGGCGCCCCAACACACUGCCGUGGGCUUCAAGCAGACGGUCCAUAAGCUGUUGAUCGUGGUGGAGCUGCUCCUGGGGGAGAUCCCGGACCGGCUGCAGUUCAGACAGCCGUCACUCAAGCGCUCGCUCAUGCCCUACUUCCUGCUCACGCAAGCCGUGCGGACGGGAAACUUGUCCAAGUUCAACCAGGUGUUGGAGCAGUUUGGGGAGAAGUUCCAGACGGACGGGACCUACACGCUCAUCAUCCGCCUGCGACACAACGUCAUCAAGACAGGCGUGCGCAUGAUCAGCCUGUCGUACUCCCGCAUCUCUCUGGCCGACAUCGCUCAGAAGCUGCAGCUGGACAGUCCGGAGGACGCAGAGUUCAUCGUCGCAAAGGCCAUCCGUGACGGCGUGAUCGAGGCCAGCAUCAACCACGAGAAGGGCUUCGUCCAAUCCAAGGAGACCAUGGACAUCUACGGCACCAGAGAGCCGCAGCUGGCCUUCCACCAGAGGAUCUCCUUCUGCCUGGAUAUCCACAACAUGUCUGUGAAGGCCAUGAGGUUUCCUCCCAAAGCCUACAACAAGGACCUGGAGUCAGCAGAG
This is a messenger RNA of Oryzias melastigma (Indian medaka), 1639 nucleotides long. It is a transcript of the gene psmd3, whose product is annotated as proteasome 26S subunit, non-ATPase 3. Gene Ontology annotation, cellular component: proteasome regulatory particle, lid subcomplex; proteasome complex. The record is from RefSeq and is a predicted model, not a curated record. Gene Ontology annotation, molecular function: enzyme regulator activity. NCBI's taxonomy places the organism in Eukaryota, Metazoa, Chordata, Actinopteri, Beloniformes, Adrianichthyidae. Gene Ontology annotation, biological process: regulation of protein catabolic process; ubiquitin-dependent protein catabolic process.